This is a messenger RNA of Brugia malayi, 1266 nucleotides long. RefSeq names its product Nuclear hormone receptor family member nhr-49, putative (gene Bma-nhr-49). The record is from RefSeq and is a predicted model, not a curated record. Gene Ontology annotation, molecular function: RNA polymerase II cis-regulatory region sequence-specific DNA binding; zinc ion binding; nuclear receptor activity. The coding region runs from base 1 to 1266 and encodes 421 amino acids. The transcript is spliced from 7 exons. Lineage: Eukaryota; Metazoa; Nematoda; Chromadorea; Rhabditida; Onchocercidae. Gene Ontology annotation, biological process: cell differentiation; anatomical structure development; regulation of transcription by RNA polymerase II.
AUGAAUAUCGUGGAUACGCUAAAUGAACCGUGCGCUGUUUGUGGCGAUAAAUCAACUGGAACACAUUAUGGAGUGCUUUCAUGUAAUGGAUGCAAAGGGUUUUUCCGACGAACAAUCCUCAAAAACCAAAAAUUCACGUGUCGUUUCAACAAAGCGUGCACAAUCAACAAAAAUUUCCGAUGCGCUUGUCGAUACUGUCGUUUUCAGAAGUGUGUACGAGUUGGGAUGAAGCGCGAAGCAAUUCAGUUUGAACGCGAUUCGAUUGGUCCCAUUAAGCGUCACAGUGAACCAAUAGUAUUACGAACAGUCGAAAGCAGUAGAACGGAAAACGACAAUUCCAAAACAGCGUUCUGCAAUAGUCGUCUGAUCAAUGACACCUUGAAGCCGGAUGUUAUCGAAACAUUAAUGCAAAUGGAGGCAAGAACCAAUCAGGAAAUGACGACUCAUCAAAAUUUGGUGAUCAGUUCGUCAUUUGCAAUCAGUAAUCGUCUGAAUGAAAGUAGUUGUGCAUCAUCGGAUUUUUCACAGUCACACAAAUCGUGUUCAACUGAAGAUUUGAAUGAAUUAUCUAGAACAACGUUGGUAUUAAUGGUUGAUUGGGCAAAAGGUUUGGAACCAUUCCCGGGCUUGAUUAUCGAUGACAAAAUUAUUUUGCUUAAAAACUAUGCGCCUCAGCAUUUGAUUCUAUUACCGGCGUUUCGUUCACCAGACGCGACUGGCACUUGCCUUUUCAAUAAUGCAGAUGUAAAUUGCGACGGGGGCAUCAAAUUUGGCGGUUUAUCGGCAUUCAAAACAAGCAACAUUAUGCCACGUAUAAUGGACGAAAUAGUAUGGCCAAUGAGACAUUUGCAAAUGAGAGAAGAGGAAUUUGUGUGCCUAAAAGCUUUGGCUUUUCUUCAUCCUGAGGCGAAAGGACUUUCUGUACCAGCUCAAACGGCAUUGCGUGAAGCUCGUAAUCGAAUACUUAAGGCUCUAUAUUGUUACAUUUUGACACAUACGCCUGAAGAAGCACCGACACGUUAUGGCAAUAUUUUGCUACUUGCACCUGCUCUUAAAGCUCUGGCACAAGUACUCAUCGAAAAUAUGACUUUAACGAAAUUUUUCGGUUUCGCUGAAGUGGAUUCAUUACUUUCGGAAUUUAUUCUAGAUAGUCCUACUGAUGAGGUGACAACGCGGCCAUUGUUACGUUCAGCCCUACGUUCAGCUACAACAGCCACUACAUGUCCAGAUAUCGAUACACAACAACACGUGAUGACUAUUUUAUAA